UGUGUUUAGUUGGAGUGGGGUUUCGGGAGCGCUGCAUCGUCUCACUCUCACGGGCGCGUCGCCUCGCCUUUUGUUUGAUCCAACUCGUGUAUUUAACCCCGUUUCCUCUCAUUUUCCGCGGAUACUCGUUUGAAGGAAAAAACCGUUUAUGGUCCUGGCUGAAGAUUUCACGAUGUCUCGCACCGACGAGGUUCACCGCUUGACGGAAAAUGUCUAUAAGACCAUCAUGGAGCAGUUCAACCCCUGCUUACGGAACUUCGUUGCCAUGGGGAAGAACUAUGAGAAGGCCCUUGCCAAUGUGACAUUUGCUGCCAAAGGCUACUUUGAUGCACUGGUUAGAAUGGGUGAACUGGCCAGUGAGAGUCAAGGAUCCAAAGAUUUGGGGGAUGUGCUGUUCCAGAUGGCCGAGGUCCACAGACAGAUCCAAGUGCAGCUAGAGGAGAUGUUGAAAUCCUUCCACAACGAGCUGCUCUCGGAGCUGGAGAAGAAGGUGGAUCUGGAUGCUCGUUAUCUGACUGCUGCCCUGAAGAAAUACCAGAUGGAACACAAGAGCAAAGGGGAGAGUCUGGAGAAGUGCCAGGCUGAACUGAAGAAGCUGCGCAGGAAGAGCCAGGGCAGCAAGAACCCCUCCAAGUACGGGGAGAAGGAAAUGCAGUUUGUGGAGACCAUCAGCAGUAAGCAGACUGAGCUGGACACUUUUAUUGCAGAGGGUUACAAGACAGCCUUGUCUGAGGAGCGUCGCAGGUACUGCUUCCUGGUGGACCGCCAAUGUGCCGUGGCCAAGAACAACAGCGCCUAUCACGGCAAGGGUAAAGACCUUCUGACCCAGAAGAUCCCAGUGUGGCAACAGGCUUGCUCAGACCCUAACAAGCUGCCAGAGAGGGCCAUGCUCCUGGCCCAGCAGAUGGGCUCUGCCGCCCUCGGUGGCACGAGCCCCCUGCAUACCUCCAAAUCCAACUUGGUCAUCUCAGACCCUAUCCCCGGGGCCCAGCCUCUUCCUGUGCCCCCAGAGCUGGCUGUUUUCAUGGGCAGUGGCAUGGGACACCCAGCAAGGCUGAUGGGCCCCGAUGGUAUGUCCAUGGUAAAUGGGACAACAGGAGUCCACGGGGAGGAAUAUUGGACGGAUGGAGGGACUUUAUCCGUGUCCCAAGUCAGGCCUUCAUCCCCUCAGACCCAGGCGCAGGGCCAGUCCCAGGCUCAGCCCCAGAGACAGGUCAGCGAUGUCUACUCCAACACCCUCCCUGUCCGCAGGCCUGCCCCCGCCAAGAAUAAGAACCCCGUGGGAGAGACACGAACCCUGCCCAGGUCCAGUUCCAUGGCGGCAGGCCUCGAAAAGAACGGGCGCUCCCGUGUCCAGGCCAUCUUCUCCCACGCUGCGGGCGACAACAGCACCCUGCUCAGCUUCUCCGAGGGAGAUGUAAUCACCCUGCUAGUGCCCGAGGCCCGCGACGGCUGGCACUAUGGGGAGAAUGAGAAGAACAAGAUGCGUGGCUGGUUCCCGUUCUCCUACACACGUGUGCUGCCUGAAAGCGACAGCGACAAGCUCAAAGUGAACCUGCAUCAUGGGAAAAGUAGCAGCACAGGGAACUUGUUGGAGAGUGAUGCAUCACUGCCCACACCUGACUAUGGCCUGACUGCCCGACUGCUGGCACAGAGCCUAGCACAGACCCGCCCACGUCCCUACAGCAUGGCAGGCUUUGGCACACAGCCUGCUAUUGAGGAUUAUGACGGCCGCUUUGCCACAAGUGACAGUCCUGAUGGCAAAUUGAUUUCGACUGUGUGAGAACAGACAUACAGACAGACACAGACAGCUCCGGAUAGCACAGGGGCCUCUUCCUCCCCAUCUUUUCCCUCCUCUUAGCCUCCCCCCCUCCUGUCCACUUAUCUCCACCUCUCCUCCUCUGCCUCCACACACACCCCUUCUCCAAGUGGAAGAGGCCAGUUUCAUCCCUCCUUUCUGUCCUCUCUUCCUCCUCGGGUCCCUCCUUUCCUCCUUCCGUCCGUCCUGGGUGCUGCUGCUGGCGGUGUCGGUGUGGACAGUAGCGGUUGGUGGGUGGAGGAUUGCAUUGAGCGAGAGAGCCAGAGCGGGGCCUACCUGCUCGGCAUGCAGCGAUAUGGACUCUGAAUACUAUCUCUGAUCACAGUCCACCAUCACGGACUGAUCUCUCAAGAGACUGCCUUUGCUACUGCUUGUCUUUUCAUGCAUGUACAUGGUUGUGUCAUUUUGUCAAACUGAAGGACAUGUUCAUGUACUGUACAAGUGCCAAAAGACUUCAAUGUCGUUGUACUAAAAGCCACCGGCUGAAUGGCCUUUUUAAGCACACGUGGGCCCAGUAUUAUCGAGUUCCCACCCAACACACACAUGCUCAAAAAAAAAAAAAAAAAGCUUUGUUCCAAGUAAGGCUGUGCAGCAGAUUACUAUGUUUCUGUUCUGAGAGAUCCCGUAGGUCGCGCUGUGCUUCCUUGUGUCAGUGCUAUAGACUUGAUUUCCCGUCCAGAGGGUGUGUGUCAUAUUUGCCUUACUUUGCUUCUUUUGUUUUUUCUAUUAAACACUAUGUGCAAUGGAGCAAAUUUUCAAAUUGAGCUUCAAGAAUAUACAGUAUAUAUAUAUCUAUACAUAUAUAUAAAUUGUUUCCGUCAGUCCACCAGAUUGCACUGUAUCAUGAUCAUUGCAAAAAAAAAAAAACAUUACACAAUUAAACUUUCCACCAUCAGCCCCACAGAAACUUGUCUUUUUGCCGCCAGACUUGUCGCUAAAAAUGGGGGAAAAAAUGUCCGAUUACCUUCAGUUUGAUCUUAUUUCUGAAGCUACAGUGAGUUUGAAAGGGGUUCUUUGAUCAUCUGUCGAGUAUCCUCAAUUAACGGCUGUGAAUUAGUUUUUAGGUUAAAUGACAAACCACGGCUUUUGCAGCUCUCAGUGUUAUUUAUGAUUGUAUUCCCUGAGUGGCUAUGUAGUUUUUUGGUCUUUUCUUUUAAAAAAAAACAAAAAACAUUAUUGUCCUUGUAAAAACAAACAAACCAACAAAAAAAAAAAAAGAUUUCAAGAAACAUUGAGAAACUACUGAUUAGUUGAAGUGUUUAUCUUAUGCAUGCUGUGGAGGGAAACCAGAAAAUGUGAUACUACAAAUUGACCUUGAAUGUAUGGUGACUUUUUACAAAGGUAUUCUAAAUAAAACAUAUCUCUAUAUAUUAAUAAACAGUCUGGUCUGACGAGAAAUCUUUUCUGUCACUGUCGAUGGCGUUUUCAGUUUUGUUUAACCUUUUUUUUGUGUCUUAAAUGUUUCAGUUAAUUCCUAUUUUUAAAAACCUGCCACCCUGAUGUGAAUCAUUUCAGGCCACAGCUGUGUCCCAAGCAUGCAGUUUCAUCCUAACCCCUCCCCCAGGAACACCCAUAGCAUCCGUGGUGCACUCUGUGUCACUUAAAAAAAGACUGUGUGUAUGUGGUGUGUACAGUGUGUGUAUUGUGAGUGUCUGAACUUUGCCUGCUUAUCUUUUGGUUGUAUGUCAUGUAUUUUUGGCUUGUGUUUGAGUUGUAUUUGGGUGACAGAAUUUGGGUGAUAGACAGCCUGUUGAUUGCAUUGCACUUGCAGUAAUGUCCAAGGCCAGCUGCAGACACACCCCCCCCCCCCCUCUGAGUUUAGCAGCAUACAGUAAUACAGCAUGUUGAGCAUGAAGUGUGUACUUUUGUUUCCCAUCCCUCAUUUCAGUUACGGUUAAUAUUAUUAUCAACCCUAUGGUACGUUCAUCUUGCACCAGACUAACCAGCAGUGUCGUUACAAAAUGUCAGCCAUGCAUGAUCUGAGAGAUGAGCCAUUCAAACCCAAAGGUUCUCUUUACC
Epinephelus moara (kelp grouper) is the source of this 3838-nucleotide messenger RNA. It is a transcript of the gene baiap2a, whose product is annotated as BAR/IMD domain containing adaptor protein 2a. Gene Ontology annotation, cellular component: nucleoplasm; cytosol. The transcript is spliced from 14 exons. The record is from RefSeq and is a predicted model, not a curated record. Lineage: Eukaryota; Metazoa; Chordata; Actinopteri; Perciformes; Serranidae. Gene Ontology annotation, molecular function: protein binding; cytoskeletal adaptor activity. Bases 149 to 1783 code for a protein of 544 amino acids. Gene Ontology annotation, biological process: actin filament bundle assembly; positive regulation of actin filament polymerization; plasma membrane organization.